This is a messenger RNA of Juglans regia (Persian walnut), 1949 nucleotides long. RefSeq names its product sodium/pyruvate cotransporter BASS2, chloroplastic. The coding region runs from base 225 to 1532 and encodes 435 amino acids. Lineage: Eukaryota; Viridiplantae; Streptophyta; Magnoliopsida; Fagales; Juglandaceae. The transcript has 13 exons. Gene Ontology annotation, cellular component: membrane. The record is from RefSeq and is a predicted model, not a curated record.
GAAUUCGAAGCUACAUUUCAUGAGAUAUGGGAGCUUCAUUUAUAGGCCCCGAACACUGGAAAGUCAACAAAAACGACAACCAUGGCCAUGAUGAAAUCUGCAAUCAAGCAAUUUGGUUUCAUUUGCAGAACAUCUGGAUAACGCGAACCUUGGUGUGUGUUUGUGGAGCAUCGGUUUCCACGACUGCCACAUAUAUCCGCUUGCCAUUCUUGGACUAAACCCCCAUGUCCAUUGUGAAAAGUGCAACACUGGAAACCUUCACUCGUCCCUUGUCACAUCAAAGCCCUGUACCCAUGUCUAGAUUGGUUCUCAAGGACUGUAAGUUUCGGACACACGACGUUUUGUACAAACCAAGCUCUUCUCUUCCUUCUAGGAAGCUUCAAUUGUAUCUGGAUGUAAGAGGGGAGUUUCCUGAAGCUAAGAAUGGAAGAAGUUUGUCAAUCCUUAACAAGCCAUGGAGUCCAGUAGUUACAAUCCCUUCUUCAGUCAUUCAAACUUCAAGGAACUCUCAAGUUUGGUGCAAGGCUGCAACAAAUUUAUCUGGAGAUGUCCCCAGUAAAACACCCGAUGGAAUGAGUCAGUAUGAGAGAAUAAUUGAAACUUUGACGACUCUUUUUCCGGUUUGGGUCAUAUUGGGCACCAUUGUUGGCAUCUACAAGCCGGCUGCUGUAACAUGGUUGGAGACAGACCUUUUCACUCUUGGCCUAGGUUUCCUCAUGCUUUCAAUGGGAUUGACACUAAGAUUUGAGGAUUUCAGACGCUGUUUGCGGAAUCCAUGGACUGUUGGUGUAGGAUUUCUUGCUCAAUACUUGAUUAAACCCAUGUUGGGCUUCAUCAUUGCAUUGACUCUGAAACUGUCUGCACCUCUUGCAACUGGUCUUAUUUUGGUCUCAUGCUGCCCCGGAGGUCAGGCAUCAAAUGUUGCAACUUACAUAUCAAAAGGAAAUGUGGCACUUUCUGUUCUCAUGACAACGUGUUCAACUAUUGGAGCUAUUGUUAUGACACCACUCCUCACUAAGCUUCUUGCUGGUCAGCUUGUUCCAGUUGAUGCUGUGGGUCUGGCAAUCAGCACUUUUCAGGUUGUUUUAGUGCCAACAAUUGUUGGAGUGUUGGCAAAUGAAUUCUUCCCCAAAUUCACUUCCAAAAUAGUGACAGUGACACCUUUGAUUGGAGUUAUUCUCACCACACUUCUCUGUGCAAGCCCAAUUGGACAAGUUUCAGAUGUAUUGAAAACUCGAGGAGCGCAACUAAUACUUCCAGUGGCUUUCCUACAUUGUGCUGCAUUUGCACUUGGUUAUUGGCUUUCAAGAGUAUCAUUUGGCGAAUCCACUUCUCGGACUAUUUCUAUAGAAUGCGGGAUGCAGAGCUCUGCACUUGGGUUUUUGCUCGCCCAGAAGCAUUUUACAAAUCCCCUUGUUGCUGUCCCUUCUGCUGUCAGCGUUGUUUGCAUGGCUCUUGGUGGGAGUGCUCUUGCCGUCUUUUGGAGGAACAAGCCGAUACCUGUUGACGACAAGGAUGACUUCCAGGAAUAAUGAAAAUCCUGUCUCGGGCUUUGUUCUUGAAAAAAUUUAUUUGCAAGCCUGUUUUUUUUAUACAUCUAACACAACACUGAAGUGGAUCCCACAAUGAUAAAAAGUAUUGGUAUUUUAACUUUUUUAUAACUAUAGUGGAUUCCACAAGUGGUGUGCUGAUACAUAGGCUUGCAAAUAACACAACCUCUUGUUCUUUAUGGGUAUUGUUUCUCGCUAAAUUAAGCCAGUUCGAAGGAUUUUUUUGUGGUCCUCUUCUCAGGUUCUUAUUUAGAAUCAUUGGAAUUCUGUGAAGACAUCAAUGGAAAAUUAAGGGGAUGCGAGUGUUUGGGUUUCAGGUAUUUGUUUCUGCAGAGCAUUAAAACUGGAAUUUAGGAACUGAACUUUUUUGUUUCAUAUUGAAAAUAACAGAUUUUUUAA